AUGAAAAGACAUUGAAGGGUGACACCCAACAAAAUGCUUCCCCACACCAUCUUCUGCCCACAAGACAGCCGAGAACGAGGCCUUCCCUGUUCCUCUACCACCGAACACAACCCUCCCAUCACUUUUCGCUAACAUACGCGUCCCCUCUUACCCUACGCCCCAUCCCUUAACCUACGCACCCCCUUUUCCCCUAUCUAUCUAUACCUUCCCCGACCCCAAUUCCAUUAAGACCUAGGGUUCCCCUCCCAGCCUCUUCCCCCAAAUUCCGAGUCCUCCAGGGUCUUUGGGUUUAGGGUUAGGGUUUUUGAGAGAUGUGGGAUGCUUCAGGCAUUGAUGAAUCUGCUCUCUCUGUGCUGGAGGCCAUUUGGGCGAGGCAACGGUGAGGGACUCGACUCUGUCGGAAUUGUCGGUGCAAAUUUCCGGGGCGGUGGACGAGAUGGCAAAGAUAGCUUGCUUUGGUUCCGAGAUUUCGGAAAGUACGCGUGGGGCGAUUUCUCCAUGGCUGUGGUUCAAGCCAACCAGGUGCUCGAGGACCAGAGUCAGAUCGAGUCUGGACCCUUUGGGACCUUCGUCGGCGUUUAUGAUGGCCAUGGUGGCCCCGAGGCUGCUCGAUACGUUUGCGAUAAUUUAUUCAGACAUUUCCAAGCAAUAUCAGCAGAGUCAGAUGGGGUUGUGACAGCAGAGACCAUUAGAAAUGCUUUUCUCCGAACAGAGGAAGGGUUUACUGCUCUUGUUUCGGAGUUGUGGAGUACUAGACCCAAUGUAGCAACUGUUGGGUCAUGUUGUCUGGUUGGAGUGAUAUGUCAGCGGACCUUAUUUGUGGCAAACCUUGGAGAUUCCCGUGUUGUGUUGGGGAAGAAAGUGGGAAACACUGGGGAAGUUGCUGCGAUUCAGUUAUCCACUGAACACAAUGCAAAUCUUGAGGAGGUUAGGCACGAACUGAAAGAUUUGCACCCACAUGAUCCUCAAAUUGUUGUUUUAAAGCAUGGAGUUUGGAGAGUAAAAGGGAUUAUCCAGGUGUCGAAAUCAAUUGGUGACGUAUAUAUGAAACAUGCACAGUUUAACAGGGAGCCAAUUAAUGCAAAAUUCAGACUUCCUGAACCAAUGCACAUGCCUAUCUUGUCUGCCAAUCCGACUAUUCUUUCUCAUCCUCUCCAUCCAAAUGAUUCUUUCCUUAUAUUUGCAUCUGAUGGUCUAUGGGAACACUUGACUAAUGAAAAAGCUGUUGAGAUUGUCCACAAGCAUCCACAUGCUGGAAGUGCCAAAAGGCUUGUAAAGACGGCUCUCCAAGAAGCCGCAAGAAAAAGAGAAAUGAGAUAUUCAGAUCUUCGGAAAAUUGACAAGAAAGUCCGACGCCAUUUUCAUGAUGAUAUAACUGUCAUUGUUUUAUUCUUAAACCAUGACUUAAUAUCCAGCGGCACAGUGGAAGAACCUCCAGUCUCAAUAAGAAGUGCUGUUGACCACUGAUACUUUUCUGGAACCAAACGUCUCCACCACCUCCGAUUUUGGUCCAUGCUUCAAAGAUCGUACCACUCGGAAAGAAUUUUUAUUAUGCAUGGCUAAGAGAGGAGCACUGACAAACCACCCGGAUCCUGUGAUCAUGCUCGAGUGAAGAGGCUUGAAAGUUUUAAAUGUUAGAAGAUUAUUUUAAUAAUGCCUGUUGUAGUUGGUUGCCUCCCAAAUACAGAAUGUGAGAGCCGCAAUGUUCUAUUUAUUUUUGUCAUUUUUAAAACCACCAAGUGCAGAUGCCCCUUGUUUAAUUUA
Messenger RNA from Prunus mume (Japanese apricot), 1764 nucleotides. RefSeq names its product Protein phosphatase 2C family protein. NCBI's taxonomy places the organism in Eukaryota, Viridiplantae, Streptophyta, Magnoliopsida, Rosales, Rosaceae. The record is from RefSeq and is a predicted model, not a curated record. Gene Ontology annotation, biological process: protein dephosphorylation. Gene Ontology annotation, molecular function: protein serine/threonine phosphatase activity; cation binding.